GAUACGGAACCGUUUGGUGUCUGACGGGAGGGCUUUCGCUCUCGAGAGUCUCCUUUGCGUGUAUUCUAAGCGUUUUCACUCCAUGGUCUCUGCGCUUGCUUGCUUGGCAUUUUUUUAAUGGAAUUUAUGGAUUUGAUAACAUCGGUUGGUGGCGGUGGUUCCUGUCUAUAUAAGCGCUUUGGAUCUCGAGGGUUUCUUCGAGCCUUCCUCAGACCAAAAUAAGCAUAUUUAUUAUUUGUCAAUCCAAGAUUUAAAAAGGGAAUCCGAGCAAUGGCGAAGGAAUUGUCCAAUGGGGUGUCAAAGCCGCCUCCGAUGCCUUCUCCACUGCGGAAUUCCAAAUUUUUUCAGUCCAAUAUGCGAAUCUUGGUGACUGGGGGUGCUGGAUUCAUCGGUUCGCAUCUGGUGGACAAGUUGAUGGAGAAUGAAAAGAAUGAGGUAAUUGUUGCUGACAACUUUUUCACUGGUUCAAAGGACAAUCUCAGAAAAUGGAUUGGUCAUCCAAGAUUCGAGCUGAUUCGUCAUGAUGUCACGGAGCCAUUGCUGGUAGAGGUUGAUCAAAUCUAUCAUCUUGCUUGUCCUGCCUCUCCAAUUUUCUACAAAUACAACCCUGUGAAGACAAUAAAGACAAAUGUGAUUGGCACCCUAAACAUGUUGGGACUUGCAAAGCGGGUUGGAGCAAGGAUUUUGCUGACAUCUACCUCAGAAGUUUAUGGUGAUCCCCUUGAGCAUCCUCAGAAGGAAGAGUACUGGGGAAAUGUUAACCCAAUUGGAGUCAGGAGCUGCUAUGACGAGGGGAAGCGUGUGGCAGAGACUUUAAUGUUUGACUAUCAUAGGCAGCAUGGAAUCGAGAUUCGAAUUGCUAGAAUUUUUAACACCUAUGGACCACGCAUGAACAUUGAUGAUGGCCGUGUUGUCAGCAACUUCAUAGCUCAAGCACUUCGUGGUGAACCCUUAACAGUUCAGGCACCUGGAACACAAACCCGAAGUUUUUGUUAUGUUUCUGAUAUGGUUGAUGGACUUAUCCGGCUGAUGGAAGGAGAUAAUACAGGCCCUAUCAACUUGGGGAACCCUGGUGAAUUUACGAUGAUGGAACUUGCUGAGAAUGUGAAGGAGUUGAUUGAUCCCAAUGUGCCUGUGAAAAUAGUGGAGAAUACGCCUGAUGAUCCACGCCAAAGGAAACCAGACAUCACAAAAGCGAAGGAGCUACUAGGAUGGGAGCCCAAGAUUAUAUUGCGCCAGGGCCUUCCUCUCAUGGAAGAGGAUUUCCGACAGCGUCUUGGCGUGCCAAAAAAAGCAUAACCUCUAGCAUCAAUUCUUCCUUUAGAAUUGAAGCUUGUUAAAAGCAUUCUGCGUCACAUGCCUUUUUCAUGUUAGAAUAAACGUUUGCUCAUCAGCUUUAAAUUUUACACUUUGUGGUUCGUGAAAAAGAAUUUAAAAAACAAAAAGUAGUAGUUGUAUGAUUAAUAUGCUUUCUUUUUUUAAGAGGUCAUUUCAGUUAUUGGAUUAUGUGAGGACUUAUUUUUCCAGCAAAAUGACUAAGGAAAAUAAAGGUUAUUCUAGCUAUUUCUCA
Messenger RNA from Elaeis guineensis (African oil palm), 1570 nucleotides. Its product is annotated as UDP-glucuronic acid decarboxylase 6. Gene Ontology annotation, biological process: D-xylose metabolic process. Gene Ontology annotation, cellular component: cytoplasm. The record is from RefSeq and is a predicted model, not a curated record. Gene Ontology annotation, molecular function: UDP-glucuronate decarboxylase activity; NAD+ binding. Lineage: Eukaryota; Viridiplantae; Streptophyta; Magnoliopsida; Arecales; Arecaceae.